UGCCCUGAGGCUUUUCUUCUUGACUUUACAGCAAAUCGAUUUGUUAUAAUCCUUGUUACUCAUCGAGCGAGGCCGGGUGGCGUUGAGACAAACGUUCACGGGCUGGGAUGUACGUGCGUGUGUAUAUGUGUGUGUGUGCGUGUGUCAUCAACAUCAGCAUUGCUUCCCUCGCGAGGGGCCGGCUCGUCUUGGGCGGGGACGUAAAAGGUGGGCCUAGCGAGGCGCAGGCUGACGGCUGGAGCAUGUCUACGGGUGGUGGCGAAGCCCUUCUCAGGAGGCAAGGCGUAGCGUCCGGGGGUUUGGUUGGUGGCUACGACCUGGUAGCCGUCGAAGGAGCCACGGUUUCCGUUGUAACAGGCCAGCACCCGACGGGCCGCCACAGGGGAAUCUGAAAAUCCAAAGCUUGAACUUUGGUAGGAACCAGUGGGGGUAGUGGGCCAUGAACAGCUCAUGGGA
Messenger RNA from Lasiosphaeria miniovina, 456 nucleotides. RefSeq lists its product as uncharacterized. The coding region runs from base 108 to 392 and encodes 94 amino acids. The record is from RefSeq and is a predicted model, not a curated record. NCBI's taxonomy places the organism in Eukaryota, Fungi, Ascomycota, Sordariomycetes, Sordariales, Lasiosphaeriaceae. The transcript has a single exon.